CACGGGGGUGGGGCGAAGGGACCCCGGGAGGCCGAUGGGGAACUCGCUUCCCAGAAGAGGCGGGCAGCAGCGCCGAGCUCGCUUCGGGCAGGGCCGCCAUGGAGCAGCUGGUGAAGCAGCUGCUGGGCCCCCUGGAGAAGAAGGGCGAGCGGGAGCUGCAGCGCUUCGGCAAGAGGCUGGAGAAGUGUCUGAGGAGGGAGGGGGAGAAGCUCUUCGCCGCGGACACGCCGGAGGGAGGGGCGGAGCCGGCCCCGGAUAUUAACGGCCUCAGGGACAGCGCCGAGCACUGCGGGCUGGAGGUGGCUGUGAAGGUGCUGACAGAUCCGGACUGCAUCAGAAACCUGGCAGAGGCACUCGGCACAGACGUGCCCCCUGAAUCUGCAGCCACUGCUGUGCAGAGCAAGCCCCUUCCUAUGGGUGCCACAGCCGUAGCAGCAGAGUCCUCCCCCACAGUGAUUCCUGACUCUGAGCAGCUGGAAAUUCUCCCUUUGGACAAUGCAGAGGGACACACAGUUGUCCUGCGGAGCCCAGAGGUAUCAGAAAUAUUCCAGUCUCAGCCGCUGUUGGAGGGCAGCCACGUGGCCUUCAGCUGCUUCAUCGCAGGAUACUUCCCCCAGGAGCUAACUGUGACCUGGCUCAGGAGGGAGAGUGGAGCCAGUGUGGCCAUGCCCAUCAAGGACUCUGCUGAUUAUGCCAUCAUCCACAAGGAGACCCGUGCCAAAGACAAAGAGACCUACCAGCAGAUGGUGACGCUGUCCUUCACCCUGUUGGCACAGAGAGACCAUGGGGCAGAGUUCAUCUGCCAGGUGGGACAUGUGGCCCUGCAGACCCUCAUUGAGAGGAGCACCGGGAUGCUGGAGGUCAAAGGUGUAGCUACCCCCGACGCCAAGGAGGUUGCCCCCGACGCCAGGGAAGUGACUUCUGUUUCCAAGGAGGUUGCCCCCGACGCCAGGGAAGUUACUUCUGUUUCCAAGGAGGUUGCCCCCAACUCCAGGAAAGUUACUCCUAUUUUCAAAAAAGUUGCCCCCAACUCCAGGGAAGUUACUCCUGUUUUUGAAGAAGUUUCCCGCUACUCCAGGGAAGUUACUGCUGUUUCCAAAGAAGUUACACCUGACUCCAGAGAAUUUAAGCCCAUUUCCAGGGAAGACAUAGGAAGCACAGCUGGUAGAAAAGAGACACACUUUGUGGACCGGCACCGAGAACAGCUCAUCCAGCGAGUAACUCUGGUCGAGGGCGUCCUAGAUAAGCUGCUGGGUGACGUGUUGGACACUGAGCAAUAUCUGACCAUUACAGCCGAGAGAACCAACCCAAUGAAAAUGCGGAAGCUAUACGAGUUCAUGGUGAGCUGGAACAAGUAUUGCAAGGACCAGCUCUACGAGGCGCUGAAGGACAAGUGCAAGUUCCUUGUUGCAGAUCUGGAAGGGGAAUGAACACACACUCUCACUCACUCUCUGUCUCCCUCUCUCUCUCUCCCUUUGCUUCCAGUGUCUGUUGCAGGGAAGAAAACCCAUUUCUGGUUCUUCCCCAUGUUUCCAAAGAUGUCACAACUGGUUAAGACGAGGGCUUCAUGAAAACUUCCCCUUGAAAUUAUUUUUCAAUGGAAAAUCAGGUUUUUAACAAGAUAAAAUAUCUACUUUCUGAGAAAAAAAAUUAUUGUUGAAAAACCAAAUCUAUUUCAGCCAAAACCAGAAAAUAUUUCAAUGUGGGUAUAACUUAUGGGAGUUGUAGUUCACUUGCCUCAUCCCCAUUCUCAUCUAUGGACCAGGGCCCUCAGCUGGACUACAUUUCCCAUGAUACACCAUGGCCAGGGAUUCCCAUGAGGCAACUGCCUCACCAAAGGGAGAGACCAUGGUGCAUGCUGGAGCCCAGACUACAGUGGAGAAUGCGAUCACGAGGCACCAAAAUUUCAACACCCAUUUGGAACUGCGACAGCAUUUCCAAAUCAAAAUAUUUUGGUUUUAAUUUAGUGUUGGGUUUUUUGUUUGUUUUUUUGCUGAAAUAUUGAACUUUUCAGUGAAAAAUCUGGACAAGAAUGAAAUCUAUUUAUCUGUUUUUGUUUGGGGAUUUUGUUUAAAACAUCAGUGGAAAAAUCCUUCAUUUGCCAACAGCAGAGCCCCAAACCAAACUGCAGCUCCCUCUCCUCACCUGGCUCUCCCAGCCACCUCAGCCCCUGGCUGCUGCAUGCUGUUGGCAACGGAGCGUGAAGGGCUGGAGGCUGAACUGAACAGCUGCUGGGCUGCGCUGGUGAGGACCGCAAAUCUGGGGGGGCAUCCCCAUUUUAUCCUAGUCUCUGGGAAGAUAAAGGAUGUGAGCCCUGAAUCGCCAUAGCUACAUUCCUUCCUCUGCAGGGCCGACUCUUGGCCACCGCAUCCCUCCCUUUGGAUACAAAAAGCCCAGCGAUGCCCUCCUAGAGUUUAAAGCCAGAAGGGACCAUUAGAUCCUUCAGUCUGAUCUGUGUAGCCCAGGCGCUUACAUUUCCCACAGUUACCCCUGCACUGAGCCUUAUGACCUGCGUUUGACUAAAGCCUCUUCCACAAUGGCAGCCGGUCAGGUUUUGAAGACACCAAGAAAUGGAGGAUUCACUACUUCCUUUGGGCGUUUGUUCCACUCUGAGUGAGAAAAAUCGGGGCCUGAUUUCUAAUGUGAAUUCGUCUGGCUUCAGCUCUCCAGCUCCGGGUUCUUGUUCUGUUUUUCUCCAGCAGAUUGCAGAGCCUCGAACACUGCAGUAUACUGUGCCCUUCCCCCACGCUCUCACUUCCAUUACAGACCCAUUCGUCCUUUGUAUCAGGGCUUCGGGCAAGGCGAUUCCACCGCUGCCAGGACGAGGCUCUGCUCUGCUUCUCCUCAGACAUUCCCCAAGCCAGAACCCGGCAGCUGCUCCGGGUCUUUGCUGUCCAUCUAAGUCCACCAGCACCAACCUGUCAGGGCCCUGUCGGGAGAGGGGGCUGCCUAUCUCCCAGCCUGCUGAAAGGGGAAAUCACUGUAAUUCUCACCUUAACCAAUAGGGGCUGGUUCUUGUGAUUAGUUUAAUAUAGAGCAACUUUUGUACCUUUUGUAUUUAAAUUAAAAAGAAGGUGGUACCUGGCUGAGAGUGGGGCAGUCGUGCUCGUUGGUGGCAAGGAGGAUUUUGUGGUGGGAGGUGGAGGCGAAUGCAAGGGAGGAAGCAGCAGCUGCUGGGAGGGAGGGAAGGAGAGGACACUUGGACUGUGAUAAGUAGUAGCGGAACCUGAGCCAAACUUUCCCAGUCCCAGCUGAGUGGGAAGGGGACGUGGGUGGGGCGGAGUCAGGACUGGGUAUUCCCUGUGUAAACCCUUGGGGGUGUGAUCACUGCACCUGGGAGUGUGCCUGGGUCUGUGGCCUUGUGUUGGCAGGCAGGAGCAGCAGAAACUCAAAGCAGGGGGACCACGGGCACCUGAACUCCCUGUAGCACCCCUACUCCUAGAGGCUCUGCCCUGCCCCUUCCCUUGAGGCCAUGCCCCUGCUCUGCCCCUUCCCCCAAGACCCUGCCCCCCACUUGCUCCUCUCCAUCCCCUCCCACCCGUUGCUCGGCCAGUAAAAGUGGGUGGGCCAUGGUCUGGUAAAAUAGAUCUCCCCCGUUCCAGCAGCCCUGUUAGGAGGGCUCGUGUUAGCCUGCUAAACCUGCCUAUGUAGCCACUACAGCUUGUGCUGGCAUUCAGGGUGGUGUGGGGGGAGAUGGGAGGAGGGGUGUCGGCUUGGGAGCCUGAGCUCCAGCCUGAGCAGCAACAUCCAAGCAAUGUGUCUACACGGUAUUUUGUAGCACGACAGCUACCGUGACCACUCUAGCACAAGUCUGUGGAGCUGGGUGGGGAGUCUCGCUCCCAGAUGCAUGGAACGCGAAACCUUAAAUUAGAAUGAAUUAAGACUCGGCACACCACUUCUGAAAGGUUGCCGACCCCUGAUCUAGAGGUUACAGCGGAUCACGAGUUGACUACAGGUCAACAGUGUGAUGCUAUUGCGGAAAAGGCAGAUGUCAUUCUGGGGCGUAUUAACCGCAGUGUCGUAUGUAAGAUGGGAGGUAAUUGUUCUUCUCUUCUCAGCACUGGUGAGGCCUCAGCUGGAGCACUGUGUCCGGUUCUUGGCACCACACAUUAGGAAAUAUGUGGACCACAUUGUUGAGAGUCCAGAGGAGAGCAACAAAAAUGAUCAGAGGUUCAGAAAACCUGGCCUGUGAGGGAAGGUUG
This is a messenger RNA of Gopherus evgoodei (Goodes thornscrub tortoise), 4202 nucleotides long. RefSeq lists its product as uncharacterized. NCBI's taxonomy places the organism in Eukaryota, Metazoa, Chordata, Testudines, Testudinidae. The record is from RefSeq and is a predicted model, not a curated record. The transcript has 6 exons. The coding region runs from base 99 to 1430 and encodes 443 amino acids. Gene Ontology annotation, biological process: innate immune response; regulation of apoptotic process; inflammatory response. Gene Ontology annotation, cellular component: canonical inflammasome complex.